CGUUUCCUCCCCUCUUCCGUGUCGUCCUUUCCCGUCCGCGUCGCCUUCGCAAACGGUAAUGGCGACGGCGGAGAAGAAGAGGCCCCGGAUCAGCAGCGGAGCGGGGAGGAGGCCAAGUAGAAAGGAGGUAUUGGAGAGGAAGAAGGCAUUCAAUGAACUUAUAAGGAAAGCUAUAGCUGUGAAGGACCAUCUAGAGCAAUUCCCUGCCUUUCAUAAAUUUCAAAUAAAGGGUCUUUCAGUCUACUUGGAGUCUGGACGUGGGGAUAAACUUACACUACCAAUGAGGAAGUACAUCCAAAAUCUUCUAAAGGUUAACAUGGAGGAACCCUAUGGAGCAGAAUGGUCUUCAGAAGAGAAAAUUAAGCGCCAGGAAAUGGUGGCCCCAGAAGCGCGAUAUAUCUUUAUCAAGCAAUAUUUAAAUGGGUUCACUACCGAAUGUUCCAUGAAUCAAGAUGCAGGGGUGGAACAUAACCACGCACCAUGUAAUGAAGGUUGCUUGGUUGGUUUUGUACACUAUAGGUUUGUUUUGGAAGAGGAGCUGCCUGUUGUUUAUGUGUAUGAGCUACAGAUGGAGCCUUCUGCCCAGGGUAAGGGCCUGGGAAAGUUUAUGAUGCAGUUAAUUGAACAGAUAGCUUGCAAGAACCAAAUGGGAGCUGUGAUGCUAACAGUUCAGAAAGCUAAUACUCAAGCUAUGGCUUUCUAUACUAAGUUGAGAUAUGUAAUAUCUAGUACCUCACCAUCACAAGUGGAUCCUCAGAUAGGACUUGAAAAAAGCUAUGAGAUAUUGUGCAAGACAUUUGACUCUGAAGCUAAGUCUAAAUUAGAGGAUGGCGACAAAGAACUCUGAAGUCAAAAUUCUCAGGAUGGGCAUGAUGAGUCCCCAUAGCAUGAUCUUAAACCACAAGUUUACAUGACAUAUUGUCAUGCAGCCCUGUUACUGCAAUUAAAAUUCACAGUGUGACACGCUUGGCUGAGUUCACAAUUUUCAUCCUAUCUGUCGGUAUCUUCUUCUUAUUAGUGAAUUGUGUCCCGCUGGAUGCUUAGCAGUUAACAACUCUGCUCAACUUGCUGUAAGCUUGUAAUAGUUACGAUGAAUAUAUACACUAAAAUUACAUUUGAGGUGUGAGUAUAUCAUUUUUCUUAUAAAAAAAUUCCAUU
Messenger RNA from Panicum hallii, 1158 nucleotides. RefSeq names its product N-alpha-acetyltransferase 40. NCBI's taxonomy places the organism in Eukaryota, Viridiplantae, Streptophyta, Magnoliopsida, Poales, Poaceae. Bases 59 to 847 code for a protein of 262 amino acids. Gene Ontology annotation, cellular component: nucleus. The transcript has 8 exons. The record is from RefSeq and is a predicted model, not a curated record. Gene Ontology annotation, molecular function: histone H2A acetyltransferase activity; protein N-terminal-serine acetyltransferase activity; histone H4 acetyltransferase activity.